Messenger RNA from Amphiprion ocellaris (clown anemonefish), 8289 nucleotides. RefSeq names its product NLR family CARD domain-containing protein 3-like. The transcript has 11 exons. The record is from RefSeq and is a predicted model, not a curated record. The coding region runs from base 394 to 3255 and encodes 953 amino acids. Gene Ontology annotation, molecular function: protein binding. NCBI's taxonomy places the organism in Eukaryota, Metazoa, Chordata, Actinopteri, Pomacentridae.
UUGCUGUUUGUUUCUGCUCUGUGAUGUUUCUACAUGUUCACUUCUUAUUUCAGCACAAACUUUGGAUGACUGCUGUUUAAACAUGGAUCAAUAUGGUUAUUAGGUUAUUGAUUGACUGCAAUCAGUCAAUAUUUCUAUGAGAUUAUUGAUGGACUUGAGUCAGUUUGAUGAGCUGCUGAUGUUUCUUUGUUUGUUCUCAAUCCAAACUGCAUGGUGUCUUUUUGACUUUGGGUUUGUGGGUGAGUCUCUGCAGCUCCAUGACUCCAUCUGCUGGACUGAUAGUAGAAGUGCAGCAGCUGAUCUUUUCCAGGAGGAUUUGAGUGGAUCAAUGAUGUUUGUUUCCUGUGCAGGUGAAGGUAGAAAGUGUGUGUGAGCUGCUGUGAGUUGAGCAGCAUGGAUGAGUGUGAGGACAGAGAGGAGGGAGUCCCUCCCUCUAAAAGCUCUCUGUGUGGGGAACAGGAGAACCAGAGCAAAGCUCAGAGGAAUCCACCUGGACCUGGACCUGGACCUGGACAUGAACCUGGACCUGGACCUGCAUCCAGCUGUGUGUCCUUAAAGAGUGACUGGUCUAAGGAUCAUCCUCCUGAAUUUAAAGGAGAACCAGGUCCUGCUGCAGAGGGAGUGGAGCAGCAGAACUCAGAGGUUCCCAGAGCUCAGUCUGUCCAGCAGCAUCACCUGGACUCCAUAUUCAUGCUGCUGGAGGACAACAUGGUGACAUUUGUGAAGAAGGAGCUGAAGAAGAUGCAGAAGGUUGUGAGUCCAGAUUACCCAGAAUGCUCCUCAGAGAGUCAGAGGGAGGAUGAGGAGGAGUUGGAGGGUGAUGAUGAAGAGCAGAGGAGCAGCAGAGAGAUGUUUCAGCAGAUCACAGUGUUGUUCCUGAGGAGGAUGAAGCAGGAGAAGCUGGCUGACUGUCUGCAGAGCAAAUUUCCUGCUGGAGUUUGUGGACGUGAACUUAAAUGUGGUCUGAAGAAGAAGUUCCAGAGAGUGUUUGAGGGCAUCGCUAAAGCAGGACAGUCGACCCUCCUGAAUGAGAUCUACACAGAGCUGUACAUCACAGAGGGAGGGACUGCAGAGGUCAAUGAUGAACAUGAGGUCAGACAGAUUGAAGCAGCAUCCAGGAAAGCAGACAGAGCAGAAACAACCAUCAGACCAGAAGACAUCCUGAAAGGCUCACCUGGAAGAGAUGGACCAAUCAGAACAGUGAUGACAAAGGGAGUGGCUGGCAUCGGGAAAACAGUGUUAACACAGAAGUUGACUCUGGACUGGGCUGAAGACAAAAGCAACCAGGACAUCCACUUCAUGUUUCCAUUGACUUUCAGAGAGCUGAAUGUGCUGAAAGAGAGAAAGUUCAGCUUGAUGGAACUUGUUCAUCACUUCUUCAGUGAAACCAAAGCAGCAGGAAUCUGCAGCUUUGAAGACUUCCAGGUUGUGUUGAUCUUUGACGGUCUGGAUGAGUGUCGCCUUCCUCUGGACUUCCACAACAAUGAGGUCCUGACUGAUGUUACAGAGUCCACCUCAGUGGAUGUGCUGCUGACAAACCUGAUCAGGGGGAAGCUGCUUCCUUCUGCUCGCCUCUGGAUAACCACACGACCUGCAGCAGCCAAUCAGAUCCCUCCUGACUGUGUGGACAUGGUGACGGAGGUCAGAGGGUUCACUGACCCACAGAAGGAGGAGUACUUCAGGAAGAGAUCCAGAGAUGAGGAGCAGGCCAGCAGCAUCAUCUCCCACAUGAAGAAGUCACGAAGCCUCCACAUCAUGUGCCACAUCCCAGUGUUCUGCUGGAUCACUGCUACAGUUCUGGAGGAGCUGCUGAGAACCAGAGAGGGAGGAGAUCUGCCCAGAACCCUGACUGAGAUGUUCAUCCACCACCUGGUGGUUCAAGCCAAAGUCAAGAAGGUCAAGUAUGAUGGAGGAGCUGAGACAGAUCCACACUGGAGUGAAGACAGCAGGAGGAUGAUUGAGUCUCUGGGAAAACUGGCUUUUAAUCAGCUGCAGAAAGGAAACCUGAUCUUCUAUGAGUCCGACCUGACAGAGUGUGGCAUCGAUCUGGAAGCAGCCUCAGUGUACUCAGGAGUGUUCACACAGAUCUUUAAAGAGGAGAGUGGACUGUACCAGGACAAGGUGUUCUGCUUCGUCCAUCUGAGUGUUCAGGAGUUUCUGGCUGCAGUCUACAUGUUCCACUGUUACACCAACAGGAACCAGAAGGUUCUGGAGGACUUCCUGGGAAAACACUGGAAAGACGAGAACAGAGACCUUCUGGAUGUGUUCCUGGAGAGAGUCAUGGAGAAAUCCCUCAGAAGUAAAAAUGGUCACCUGGACCUGUUUGUUCGCUUCCUUCAUGGCCUCUGUCUGGAGUCCAAUCAGAGACUCUUAGGAGGUCUGCUGGGUCGGACAGAGAACCGUCCAGAAAUGAUCCAGAGAGUCAUCAGAAACCUGAAGAAGAUGAAGAGUGAUGAAAUGUCUCCAGACAGAAGCAUCAACAUCUUCCACUGUCUGAUGGAGAUGAAGGAUCUCUCAGUACAUCAGGAGAUCCAAGAGUUCCUGCAGUCAGAGAACAGAUCAGAGAAGGAACUCUCUGAGAUCCACUGCUCAGCUCUGGCCUACAUGCUGCAGAUGUCAGAGGAGGUUCUGGAUGAGUUGGACCUCGACAAGUACAACACAACAAUGGAGGGAAAACUGAGACUGAUUCCAGCUGUGAGGAACUGCAGAAAGUUUCGACUUUCUGACUGUUAUCUCUCAGAGAGUCACUAUGAAGUCGUGGCCUCAGCUCUGAAGUCCAACCCCUCCCAUCUGAUAGAACUGGACAUGACCUGGAACUACCUGCAGGAUUCAGGAGUGAAGCAUCUUUCUGAUGGACUGCAGAGUCCAAACUGUAAACUGGAGACUCUCAGAUUGAAGGACUGCAGUUUGUCAGAGAUCAGCUGUGAUUCUCUGGUCUCAGCUCUGAAGUCCAACCCCUCCCAUCUGGAACAUCUGGACCUGAGCUGGAACAACCUGCAGGAUUCAGGAGUGAAACAUCUGUGUGGUUUUCUGGAGAAUCCAGACUGCAUCCUGAAGGAUCUGAGAUUGGAGGACUGCAGUUUGUCAGAGAUCAGCUGUGAUUCUCUGGCCUCAGCUCUGAAGUCCAACCCCUCCCAUCUGGAACAUCUGGACCUGAGACUCAACAAGCUGCAGGAUCCAUCAGUGAAACAUCUGUUAGAUCUUGUGGAGAAUCCAGACUGCAGCCUGAAGACUCUGAGAUGGAAGUGGUGCUGAUCAGGACGGUGUUUGUGCUGAGAGGAUGAAGUGUGUCCUGAUGAUCCAGAGGUUGAAGCAGCAGCAGCAGCAGCAGCAGCAGCAGCUGGUCCCUCUCUAUCUCCCCACAUCCACCAACCACUGGAACACAUCUCCAAAGUUCUGCUGGACCAGCUCAGCUUCCCCUCAGAAGAAGUGCUGCCACCUGCCAGAUGAAGGAGCCUUUUGAGAGGCAGCUGGCAUCGUGAUUGGACUGUACUUUGGUCUGUUCCAAUCCAGCUUCAGCUCCAGAGACGGCAGGCGGGACGAGUCAACGGAGGCCGGGUGGACGAAGACAUGAAGCUGAGAACAAUCCAGAAAACAACAGAGGAGGAGUGCAGCGGCCCAGAGCCAGAACAACCAGAGUAGCAUGACUAAAGAACUACAGACUCUUCACAACCUGCUCAAACUCUUGGUACAGGACCUCACCACACGGGUCAAGAAGGUUUCUGUCUCAUUUCUACUCUGAAGCUCACCUUCUCCUGCUCAAACUGCUGACAAAUGUUUCUGCUGCUCUAAAGUCUGCUCUCCAGAACUUCCUAAAAACUCUCAAAGUCUCUUCUGCUGCAGGUUGCUUUGUAGAACUGUUCCAGAAAACCUCACUAAACCACAUGGAGGGGCCUCAAGAUAGUCGUCCAAAUGAAACCAUACAAAAACCAAACUAGCACAACCCAAACGCUAAAGUCUCCUGCAGCCUACCAGAGAACCUCUGAGAACAGAGAAUCAGGACAGGAACUCUUACCUUCUGGACAACCAACGCUGGUUCUCAAACAAGAAUACAGAAUGUGUCUGAGCAAAAACCUCUAAAGACUCACUACAGCCAAGAUAAAGACACAACUCAGCUGCACCAAAUCCACUAAUCACUGCACACAUUAGCACCAUGUGCUCACUGUGGCUGAAGAGCCACAUUUACCAAGACAACUAUCCAGUACAAAGCCCUAAAACACACCAAGAAACACAUUAAAGACGAUUUUACUGCUGGAAGCUGCAAACCAACACCUAAAGAACAAACUAAAGCAAUGGAACCAAACCCGGUUCACUGGUGAAGAGAAACAGAGGAAAUGUUGGUCUGCAGCAAAACAAAGCAGGAAGACACUGAGCUGCUCAGGUGUUCCUGAUAACACCAAGCAGCCACCUGGACAGCCAAUAGGAACACAGCUUCCUGGAAGUCCAGAGGGCUGGCUUAGUGAAGUAAAUUUAGUUUAAAGUUGAAGCAGAAAGUUAACAAAAAGUUGAAAACCACCUUCUGAUACCUGAAAUCUCUGAGUUUUCACACAAAGAACACCUGAACAUGUUAAACUGGUUCCAUAGUAGAACCAUCAUUGUAAUCUGGGUCAUAAUCCGGGUUCCUCAUCACAGAACAAACCAGUUCAGCAGCAAAAUAACACUGAUCUGUUGUGUGGACUUUAAUUACAGUUUUAGCCUUUUUUAGAUUUUUACAGUUAACAUGUAAAUUAUUAGUUUUUUUUCCUGAGACUUUAACAUUUAUUCAAACCAAAAACCCUCUUUGAAUAACAGCAACUAUAUAAUUAUAAUGUUACUGUUUGUUGAUUUAAAUACAGUUAAACAGUAAUUUUGUAGUCAUGCAUCACAGAAGAGUAAAUUAUUUAUAAAAAUAUAUAUAGUAUGUCUCUGAAAACCUCAGAGUAUCGUAUCUACACCAUAGGGGAAACUGUGGGGAUCAGAACUGACAUCUAAAAAAAAAAAAGAAGAUUGUCUUCGACAUUCCAAAAGCCAGUUGGUGUAAAAAAUUAAAUGUAAAAGCCCGUCUCAUUUUUAUCAUUUUGAGUCAUAAUUUGUCUAAUUUAUACCAUUUUGAGUUACUUUUAUGUCAUUGUAUGUAAUAAUUUGUCAAAUUUUUCUAGUUCGGGCUCUGAAUUUGACUAAUUUUUAUCAUUUUGUGCUUAAUACCCUCUCUAUUUAGUUCAGCACCACUUACUGAUAUACUGGAAGGGAAAUAUUAUAAUUUUACCCCCACAGAAGUGGAUUAUAUUGUUAAUAAUGCUGCAGCCUCACUGCUUACAACUCUUGAUAGUGUUGCACCUGUAAAAAAGAAAGUUCUAUCUCAGAGAGGACCUGCUCCUUGGUAUAAUUCCCAGCUGUGGACUUUAAAGCAGGCGUCCCGAAAGCUGGAAAGGAAGUGGUACUCCACUAAUUUAGAGGAAGUUUAUGUAGCUUGGAAAAAAAGUCUAGUAAUUUAUAAAAAAGCUCUUCGUAAUGCCAGGACAACAUAUUAUUCAUCUUUAAUAGAGGAAAACAAGAACAACCCCAGGUUUCUCUUCAGCACUGUAGCCAGGCUGACAAAGAGUCAGAGCUCUGUUGAACCUUGUAUUCCUUUAGCUUUGAGCAGUAACAACUUCAUGAGCUUCUUUACAAAUAAAAUUAUUACGAUUAGAGAAAAAAUUAAUCUGGCCCUUCCUGCAAAUGUCACAGAUGUAUCAUCGAGUACAGAUGCUUUAGAAUUGGCUGUAAGACCAGAUGGAUAUUUAGAAUUUUUCACUCCCAUACGUCUCUCUGAACUCAUUUCAAUAGUUUCUACAUCCAAACCAUCAACAUGUCUUUUAGAUCCUAUCCCAACUAGACUGUUCAAGGAGGCUUUACCUUUAAUUAAUUCCUCAAUGUUAGAUCUGAUUAAUCUCUCUCUAGUAACAGGUUAUGUACCACAGGCUUUUAAGGUUGCUGGAAUCAAACCUUUACUUAAAAAGCCCACUCUAGAUCCAGAUGUUUUAGCCAACUAUAGACCAGUUUCCAACCUCCCAUUUCUCUCCAAAAUUCUGGAAAGAACAGUUGCAAAUCAAUUAUAUGAACAUUUACAAAGGAAUAGCUUGUUUGAAGAGUUUCAGUCAGGCUUCAGAGUGCAUCAUAGCACAGAAACAGCUCUGGUGAAAGUUACUAAUGACCUUCUCAUAGCGUCAGAUAAUGGACUGGUCUCUAUACUUAUUUUAUUGGACCUUAGUGCAGCAUUCGAUACAAUCGACCACAAACUUUUAUUACAGCGACUAGAACAUUCUAUUGGCAUUAAAGGGACAGCACUGGACUGGUUUAAAUCCUACUUAUCAGACAGGUUCCAGUUUGUGCAUGUCAACAAUGACUCUUCUGAGCAUACUAGGGUUAAUCAUGGAGUUCCUCAGGGUUCUGUCUUAGGACCAAUACUGUUCACAUUAUACAUGCUUCCCUUAGGCAAUAUUAUUAGUAAACACUGUAUUAAUGUCCAUUGUUACGCUGACAACACUCAAUUGUAUUUAUCUAUGAAGCCAAAUGAAACUAAUCAGCUAGCUAGACUGCAAGAUUGUCUUAAGGACAUAAAGACCUGGAUGACCUAUAAUUUCUUACUACUAAAUUCAGACAAGACUGAAGUCACUGUAUUUGGCCCCAAACAUCUUAGAGAAUUGCUUUCAAAGCAUAUAGUUACUCUGGAUGGCAUUACAUUGGCCUCCAGUACUACUGUGAGGAACCUUGGUGUUAUCUUUGACCAGGACAUGUCCUUUAACUCACACAUAAAACAAAUCUGUAGGACUUCCUUUUUCCACCUGAGAAAUAUUGUGAAAAUCAGGAACAUCCUGUCUCAGAGUGAUGCAGAAAAACUAGUCCAUGCAUUUGUUACUUCUAGGCUUGACUACUGUAAUUCCUUAUUAUCAGGUUGUCCCAAUAGCUCUCUGAAACAUCUACAGCUGAUCCAAAACGCUGCAGCCAGAGUACUGACAGGAGUUAGCAAGAGAGAUCAUAUUUCUCCUAUAUUGGUUUCUCUUCAUUGGCUUCCUGUUAAAUCUAGAAUAGAAUUCAAAAUCCUUCUUCUGACAUAUAAAGCUCUUAACAACCACUCUCCAUCAUAUCUUAAAGACCUGAUAGUACCAUAUUAUCCUAGCAGAACUCUUCGCUCUCAGACUGCAGGCUUACUUGUUGUUCCUAGAAUCUCUAAAAGUAGAAUGUGAGGCAGAGCCUUCAGUUAUCAGCUCCUCUCCUGUGGAACCAGCUCCCAGUUUGGGUUCUGGAGGUGGACACCCUCUCUAAUUUUAAGACCAGGCUUAAAACCUUCCUUUUUGACAAAUCUUAUAGUUAGGACUGACUGGGGGACCCUGAGGGGGUCAGCUGGUGUCUUCCUCUUGGAUGUCCCUUAGUUCUGCCCCUAGUUCUGCUGCUAUAGGCCUAGGCUGCUGGAGGACCUCUCUGGAUGCACUGAGCCCUUCUCUAUCUACCAUUAGAUUUAAUAUACAGUAUAUAUACCAUUAUUGCAUUACACUCACUCUGUUUCUCCCUGUGUCCUUUCUCCGAGUGUCCCUGAUCCCAGAGCUGGAUGCUUCAGAUCUGUGGUGGUUCUCCCACCUCCAGCUGCCCAUUUCCAUCAAUCUACUCUGCAUCACCCUCACUAUAUUUGAUUUGCUCAUUUACAUAUUCUUGAAUUUACCACCAGCUCCAUAUGUAGUAUAUUUAAUGCCAGAGCUGUACACCAUAGCAGUAAACUAUAAUUAGUUUCCAUGUUAGUUGUACUUUGCAUGUAUCAUCUGUCUUAUCAUGCAUGUAUUAUACUGUGUGUUUUAUGGUCCUUGUGUCCCCCCCCCACCUCUCUACCUCUACUUCUAUCCCUCUAUCUCUACCUCUCUACCUCUUCUGUUCCUCUCAACCCGUCCAGCCAGCAGGCAGAUGGUUCCCCCCACAUAAAGAGCCGGGUUCUGCUCGAGGUUUUUUUCCCUGUUAAAAGGGUGUUUUCCUGCCACUGUCGCCUUUUGGCUGCUCUGGGGUUCAGGCAUAACGUCUCGAGCCAAUUUGACUUUAAUUGGUGCUAUAUAAAUAAAUUGAAAUUGAAUUGAAUUGAAUUGAAUUGAAUUUUUCUUAGUUCUUAGUUGUUGCUCAGCUCUAAUUUUGCUUCCUUUGUUCUUUUUUUUGCCCUUUAAUAUCUUAUUUUAUAAGUGUUUAUUUAAUGUCUACUGCUGCACGAAGAGAGAGUAAUGAAAUUUCGAUUCUUGGUAUGUUAUGUACAUAUUGAAGAAUUGACAAUAAAGCUGACUUUGACUUUAA